Molecule: messenger RNA, 1509 nt
Organism: Liolophura sinensis
Lineage: Eukaryota; Metazoa; Mollusca; Polyplacophora; Chitonida; Chitonidae
Product: 26S proteasome non-ATPase regulatory subunit 4-like
Exons: 11
Coding region: 8-1141 (377 amino acids)
Biological process (GO): proteasome-mediated ubiquitin-dependent protein catabolic process
Cellular component (GO): nucleus; cytosol; proteasome regulatory particle, base subcomplex
Molecular function (GO): polyubiquitin modification-dependent protein binding
Source: RefSeq, a predicted model, not a curated record
UUUCAAGAUGGUGCUGGAAAGUACUAUGGUCUGUGUGGACAACAGCGAUUACAUGAGAAAUGGAGACUUCAUUCCAACACGGCUCCAAGCUCAGCAAGAUGCAGUCAGUCUUGUGUGUCAUUCAAAGGCGAGGUCAAAUCCAGAAAAUAAUGUUGGUUUGGUAGUGAUGUCCAGUGUGGAAGUACUUGCUACACUAACCUCAGAAGUUGGAAGAAUUCUCUCCAAAUUACAUCAAGUUCAACCCAAGGGAGAAAUUGCCUUUAUAACAGCUGUACGAGUGGCACAUCUUGCCCUGAAGCACAGACAAGGUCGUAAUCACAAACUGAGGAUUGUGGUGUUUGUUGGCAGUCCAGUAGAGGAUGAUGAGAAAGAGUUGGUUAAAUUAGCAAAGAAAUUGAAGAAAGAAAAAGUGAAUGUGGAUGUUGUCAAUUUUGGAGAAGAGGGUGUGAACACAGACAAGUUGACAACAUUUAUCAAUACUAUCAAUGGGAAAGAAGGGACAAGCAGUAACCUUGUCACAGUAUCCCCAGGCCCCAUGCUGUCAGACGCUCUCCUUAGUUCACCUGUGGUCAUGGGGGAAGAUGGCACAGGAGUUGUGGCUGGAAUGGGAGGUAGCUUUGAAUUUGGUGUGGACCCCAAUGAAGAUCCAGAACUAGCACUGGCCCUGCGCGUAUCGAUGGAGGAACAGCGAGCACGGCAGGAGGAAGAGGCCAGGAAGGUGGCUGCCUCCACAGCAGAGACGACACCGGCUGCUACUGGAGGAACAGUUGAAGAGGAGUCUCUGGAACAAGCUAUAGCAAUGUCCUUGAACCCAGAGGCAGAGAAGAUGGAGGGUGUCAAAGAUUAUUCUGAAAUGACCGAGGAAGAGCAGAUAGCUUUGGCCUUACAGAUGUCCAUGCAGACGCCAGCGGAGGAAUCAAGUGGAGCCACUCCUAUGGAGACAGACGAGGAAAAGAAACCGAAGGAAGAGAAGAAGCCUGAAGAGGAAGAUUUCCUAAAUGACCCAGCCUUUUUACAGAGUGUAUUGAGUAAUCUCCCUGGGGUGGACCCCCAAAGUGAGGCUAUCCGCAAUGCCAUGAGCUCCCUCACAGACAAAAAAGACGAUAACAAAAAAGAUGACAAGUCAAAAGAUAAAAAGUAAUGAUUUGUAAAAUAUUCAUCACCAGUUUGCCAUGUUUGUUACUUUAUUAUCUUCAUCAGCUACAGUGGGCAUGAGUAGAGCUUGCACUCCAGUGUUUCUCGUGUUUAUUAAGCUGCGAGUAUAGCUAUCUUGUGGAAUUGAGUUAUUUCAGUGUAGUCUUCAGCUAUAUUAUGAAAAUAACACGGUAUGAAUCUGCUCUUCAUCAUGUAGAACCUUUUGGUUUGGUGGGCUGACAAAUGAGAUCUUGAGAUAGCAUACAUGUGUCAUGGAUUGCAAGUUGAAUGGUGGAAGUAGACUUUUGCAUGUAUUUCAAUGGUUAAAGCAGUAAUAGCACAUCAGAACAAUAAACAGUGUUUGUUCAGAGAAUA